ACCAGACGUUUUUUUUUCUACCGCUGAAAACAGAUAUGAGUGUAAUUGCAUUAAAAGUCUCAUUUCAUAUUGAUCCGUCUGCACAAAUAGCUAUCUGAGCAAGAAGGACAAGAUUAUUUAAUGUAAUUUUGUUUUUAUUUCCCCUGGGUUUUUGGUCGCACAGCGGAGAGGUGAGAAGCAGACAACACUUUGUGAGUACACGGUGUAUGUUGCCUGCUGAGCGUCCGAGCAAAAGAAACAGCCCGUGAGGGGGACAGUAUUCACUUUCUUUUGGCCUGCAUGAUGAUUGCGGGAACAGACGCACCAAGUAACACAGCAAGUACAAACUCAGUGGAGCUUGAUGCGGAGCAUGCGCAGAGAGUCCCAGGGGCAGAACAGGGAGGGGUCCCACCCCCCCAGGUCAAGCUGAAGGAGAGGCAGAAAUUCUUCGAGGAGGCCUUCCAGCAAGACAUGGAGCAGUACCUGUCUAGUGGCUACCUGCAGAUCGCUGAGAGGAGAGAGCCAAUAGGAAGCAUGUCGUCCAUGGAGGUGAAUGUGGACAUGCUGGAGCAGAUGGAUCUGAUGGACAUGUCUGAUCACGAAGCCCUGGAUGUGUUUCUGCACUCUGGGGGAGAGGACAACAGCGCUGCCUCGCCUGUCACAGGUCCAGAUGUUGAGUCCUUCACCACAGAGAUCAGUCUCCAGGUUCCCACCCAGGCUGAGCUACGCCACAAGCUUUCUUCCCUUUCAUCCACCUGCACCGACUCAGCCAGCCAGGACACGGAGGCCGGGGAGGAGGAGGAGGACGAUGAGGAGGAGGAGGAGACUGAGCACGGAGGAAGUGGAGGUGGAUCAGGGGGAGGAAUAAGGAGGAGAAGGCCCCCCGUGGUGGUGACCCUGGAUGAAGAGGAGGUGCACCCUGAUACAGCGUUGGUGGACGUGGUGGACCGAGAGGAGCAGGCCAGCAAAGACUGUGAGGAGAGCAGGCCGAAGGUUUGAGGACAGACGGGACUGAAUUAAAACACAAACACACAAACACACAGAGCUGUGAAAUCAAACUCGGAUUGGCUUCCUUUCUCAAAUUCCUUUCAUACUGAAGAAAAAUAUAUGAAAGAAAAUACACAGAGGUUGCACUAACUGCCACAUGACCUUGCCUUAAAAGACCACUAAUGUGAGUUUUCAAUUCUAAUUGAAUCAUGUAAAAUAGGUUUGAGUUUCCUUUAGCAUAAUGAAAGGCUUAACAUGCACAUAAAUAGUUCAACAUUAUUCAGAGAACGCUCUAAUAUUCUGUUUGUGCAUGUUGAGACCGGGAGAGGCCUGCUACUGAUAAGUGAUAGAGUAAAGUAUACACUAAACUCAUCCAUGUGUCCCUGUUAGGGUUCUUUGUUUUCGUGCUCCAUGCUAACACGUAAGCGUUCACUGUGCUGACAGACUGCAGCUGUCAAGCAUUAAUAUAUGUGUUGGUGAUUGGUGAAACCUUUGCACAAUAGAAAUAUAUGAUGGUGUCUUUUUAACUAAAUGCUCUAUCAUUUAUGACCUUUUAUUUUUAAAACUUACUGCAGGUCACAUAAAGGAAAUAUUUUUUAAAUCAUUAAAAGUUUAGUCUUCUUUGGACUGUAUGUUGUCACCCAAAUUAUCGAAAAAAUUUCACUUAUCUCUAGUGGAAUUUAGCCAUGCAGAUAGUUUUGGUUUUAUUUCCCCCGAGUCUUGACAUAUCUGUCUUCAGAGAUUUUUGCUGCUACCCCAAUGCAACGGAGGUGAAAGGAAUAUUGUUUUUAAUGCUUAAAGUGUUGAAAAAUAAGGUUGAAAAUCAUUUAAAAACCUUAACAGUAGCUUGUCUUUCCAGAAACAACUUCCAGGUUAUGCUGAAUAAUUCAUAAUGUCACAGAAACUUUGAUAUUACCAAACUAAGUCUAGACCACAUUCUUUUUCAUAAUUUGGCUGAAUUGACCCUUUUUAAUGUGGCAAACUCUAACAAAAACAGCAUGAAGCACUUGACAAAUGACCUUCAGGGGGCACAUGGAUGAUUUUUUUUCUAUGACUUUAUGGAUAAGCUGAACCCCUAAAGCUUGUUGCAUUUCUUUAAGUGGUUUAUGAGCUACAUUCUGCGAUAUUUUAAAUGUAAACUACCCAUUAGAUUAUACUCUUGUGCCACUGGCUUUGAAAAACAUAGUGUAGUAACUGGCAGUCACCUGGCAGUGGGUCAUAUACCGCAUAGUACUGCAUAGCUGACAGGCUGGAGUUCAGGUACCUGAUUUAACACACACACACACACACACACACACGGAGAGUUACCCAUUGCCAUUCCUUUGACCAAUAAUAUUUGGGUAAACUUCUCUUUUUGAACGAGGACCAAUUCCCUGUUUGAACUGUGUGCUAUGCACUGGACAACACGCAGAAGGUUUAACUGUAUCCAGAUUUUUUUGUACAGAGAUGUUGACAUUUGUGCGAUGUGACAGCAUUACUCCUUCCUUUCUUUUCCCCUGCCUAAAAUUUCUGACUUGUUGGUAAUAAAUGUUUCUCCCCCAGCAUUGUUUAAUUUUCAUCUAAGCAUUUCAGGAACACGUUAAAGAAUUAAAUGUGAGCAGGAUUUAGGGGUUCAAGCAUGUUAACGGUCCCUGUGCGCCCAGUCUUGAUUUACAGCCCUGCCGGAGCUCUUUACAAAUGGAAAGCUGACACGGUGAAGGAAUGGAUAGGUGGACAGUGUUCUGCAGGAGGGGAAAAACGCUUUGAAAUACAGGAGUUUUCUCUCGGGAGGAAAAGGGUUACAUUUUACCAUGUAUGUAUUCAUUAUUAAAGUUAAAUGUUUAUUAACUGAUAAAUAAGGAAAAGCAAUACCAGUGUUACGCUGAGAGUGAAUGGCAUUUGAAGGCUGAGAGUGGAUAUGUUCAUUGUGAAUAGUAAAUAGCUGGUGUCAGUGUGUUACAGUCACUCCAGUGCACUUUAAUUAAGGUUACGAAGAACUACAGGGUCCUCCAACAGUUAGCAUGUGCAAUGUGUGACGUGUGAAUAGCCUGAUAAGCUGUGUUAAAUUAACAUAAGAGCACUUCUAGUCUACCCCACACCUGCUGCUACUCACUAUGAAACUCGAUAAUGCCACGGUACAAACCUUUGUUUUUGUAUUGUCGUAAAAGGGUCAAUUUACCCAAAUGAAACCAAACCUUGUAUAUUUUCACUUGUAUCUACCAAUGGCAAUAGUUUGGGUUUUAGUUUGUUUUGAGAUGCCUCCAUUCCUGCCUACACCACAAUACGAUAAAAAGGUGCAUGGAAAUGUGUCCAUGAAGCUCACAUCAUUCAAAAAUAAAAUAUCUAUCGGUAGUCUUAGAAAAAUGCCGAAGCAAUCAACCUCACUAUCCAAAAGAUUAUUGUAAUUUUGGUGAGAUGGCCCUUUAACAUUACUAGACUCCACCAGAUAAGAACUUUAAAUCUAUAUUAUGAAGCUGUUAAACCCCGUUUGUUCUUGCAGUUGCGUCAGAAGUCACACACAAAGAGACACAAAGUAGGUUGGAAAGAAAUGACCGUGAAUUGUCGGUAAGUUUUUAUUAAACCUUAAGUACAAACUGCAAAAGUAAAAAACUGUCAAUAUAACCAACAUCAGACUCUCUUUCCAAGUGGAGGGAAAGGCCGAGAUGCGGCACUAAUAAAUUAAGUCACCAGAGACCCCACCGUGAGCAAGUAGUUUAUACUGUAGAAAAUGGAAGAAACAAACAAAACAAAAAAAAAGAGAACUGAAAAACAAAAAAAAUCCCAUCAGAAUAAAAUAUAUUGUAAGGCCAUAAAAACUUGACAACCACUUUUUAUUAUGUUGAAAACACCCAACUUGGUAUUUCAUUAAAUAGUCCUAAAACAGUUCAGUCUUCUGCGAGGGACGACAACCAACAAACUGGAUUAUAGGAUUUUUCUUGACAGUCACCACUGGCAAGCUCAGUGCAACAUGAGUAGCUACUACAUUUUUGUUGAAUUUUCAGUAAUGAAAAUGUAAAAACCCAUUUUUUUUUGUGAACAUAUCUUUUUUUCCCUUUUCUUUAAAAAAGUAAAGCUAAACAAACAAAACUAGGUUGGGGGGCAGUUAUUGGCUACUCAAUAUCUUCUUUCUUAGUGAUAUAAGCAGCACUUAAAAUUUUUAUACAUGUUUUACCAGAGCAACCCUGUAAGCAUCAAACUCACAUGGAUGAAGAAAGGGAAAAUGUAAGGCUUUUUCUUCAUCAAGCACUCUCCUCUGGAACUUUUUCUCUCCCCUAUUCCUUCCUUUCUUUCUUCCUUAACCCCAGAAAAAGGCUCAAGUAUUUAAAGAAAUUUACAGGAUUAUGUACAAAAAAAGUUGAUGUUUUGCUUGUGUUGGACUUUUUCUUCUGUCUAAAAAUCACUCAUAAUAUAUCUGGAAAAGGGAAAAAAAUGCAAAAGCCAAAAAAACAAAAGACAAUAAAAAACAAAACAACCAAAACUUGGAUUUGAUAUUUCACAUUUUACACUCUUUGACUAGUGGCUCUACUUGAGAUAACACAUCAGAUCAACAAAAGUAAAAAACACAAAAUAAUAAUAAUAAUAUAAUAUAAUAAUUAAUGUUUACUGGUACAGAUGAAACAAGAGGACUGGAAGAAUGGAAUGUUAAUAUGAUUGCACAUCUAGAACCAGAAAAGCCUGAAAGCCUUUCUGCCCUGUGGGGUGGGGGCGCGUGAGCUAGCUGUUAGCCGAUAGCAGGCGCUAACCCCCAGAUUUAACAUUUUUGUGUUGUUAUACAGUAAUUAUAAUCAACAGCACCAAUAAAAUGGAUCUCCUUGCUAAGUAUCAGGCACGGUUUUCACUUGCUAGCGAAGGAGGGAUCCCUCCAUACUACCAGGAAGUGAGGUGAGCGAUGACCUUUCAGAGGUCAAGCAGCUGUAGCUUUGCCCCCUCUCACAUCCACCAACGAACAGAAACAUCCACAAUGACAAAAAUCAAAUACACAGAAGACUUCUUGCAAAAAACCUAGCAAAAACAAAGCUAAAAUUCAAAAUAGAACUUGAAAAAACAUAGCCAACCAACAAUAAACCAACAUCGUCUGUCUUUCAAGUUUUUACCUUGCGUCACCACCCCCCCUUUUUAAAAAAAAAAAAAACAAUGCAGAAAGCUGCAUC
Molecule: messenger RNA, 5096 nt
Organism: Morone saxatilis (striped sea-bass)
Lineage: Eukaryota; Metazoa; Chordata; Actinopteri; Moronidae
Gene: dtnbp1b
Product: dystrobrevin binding protein 1b
Exons: 4
Coding region: 280-978 (232 amino acids)
Biological process (GO): platelet dense granule organization; negative regulation of protein kinase activity; neuron projection development
Cellular component (GO): neuron projection; BLOC-1 complex; cytoplasm
Source: RefSeq, a predicted model, not a curated record